Messenger RNA from Rotaria sp. Silwood1, 2262 nucleotides. The record is from the annotation of a GenBank genome assembly. NCBI's taxonomy places the organism in Eukaryota, Metazoa, Rotifera, Eurotatoria, Philodinida, Philodinidae.
AUGGCGUCUAAUGUUUCGACGGAUUUAAAUGUAUUAAAAAAAGAUUCAGCAAAAUUCAUUAAGAGUAAUUCAGUUGAAAUUUCUAAUGAAGAUUUCACUGUUGUAUGGUUUGAUCAACAUAUGGAUGAAAUUGAAAAUCAAGAAGAUGUUGAAAUAACGAAAGGUUUAUUACGACAAUUAGAUUAUUAUGUUUUAUUUUUUACUAAACCUGAUUUAUGUAUUAAUUAUAUAAAAUCUGUUUCAAAAGAAAACAUAUUUUUAAUUAUAUCAGGUUCAUAUGCUGUUGAACAUCUUGAUAAAAUGCAUUCAUUCAAACAAAUUGAUUCUGUAUUUAUAUUCUGUUUUUGUGAAGAAAAAUAUUUACAUUUGCAAGAAAAAUAUUCAAAAAUAGUUGGUGUAUUUACUGAACAACAAGGUUUAAUUGAAUCACUUAGACAUACUGUUGAUUUAGUUAUAAAACAAGCAGCUGUUUUUGCUCUAUUUGAUGGUAAACAACGUUCAACAAGAUAUUUAACACGAGAAUCAGGUGCAUUUCUUUGGUUUCAAUUAUUAACUGAUGUUUUAAAAAAAAUAACAAUAACAGAUAAAAAUAAUACGGGAAUGGAAGAAAUGCUUACACAUUGUCAAGCUUAUUAUCGAGGAAAUCCUGUUGAAUUGAAGAAUAUUGCAGAAUUUAGAAAAAAUUAUAAACCAGAAGAUGCAAUUUUUUGGUACAGUAAACAAAUAUUUGUUUACAGAUUAGUUAAUAAAGCAUUACGUACAGAAGAUAUUGAUGUUUUAUAUACAUUUCGUACUUAUAUAACUCAUUUACGUAGCCAAAUUACUGCUCAACAUAAUAAAUUACGUGAAGAAUUUAUAGAUGACAAAUCGACGUCAAUUCAUUUAUAUCGUGGAUUAAAACUGACCGAUAAUGAAAUUUUACAAAUGCGUAAUAGUCUUGGUGGUUUAAUAUCCAUGAAUGGAUUUUUUUCAACAAGUCGAGAUAUUAAACAAGCGAUUCGUUAUGCAACUAAAGAAUCUAAAAGAGAAGGUGUUGUUGGAGUUUUAUUAGAAAUAUAUGGAAAUAUUGCUUCUGAUAAAAUGAUAUUUGCUGACAUUGCUCAAUUUAGUCAAUAUCCAGAAGAACAAGAAGUUCUUUUUGAUUUAGCAACGGUUUUUAAAAUUGUUCAUGUCGAAUUCGACAAAGGAAGAAAACUAUGGACUAUACAAUUAUCAGGUGUAGACAAGUUAUCAUAUGAAGUAAAUGAAUAUAUUGAGAGUAUAGAAAAAGAAACUGAAGAAUCAGGCUCAACUUUAUUAUUUAGUCGAUUGAUGUGUGAUAUGGGUGAAUAUGAAAAAUCUGAAAAAUAUUUAAAACGUCUUUUGUCAGAUUUACCAAAAGAUCAUAAAGAUAUUCCAAAAAUCAAUUUUCAUCUUGGUCGUGUUUCUUAUUUUCUUAGUGAAUAUAAACAAGCUCUUGAUUAUUAUGAACGUGCAUUAGUUUUACAAAAACGUGAAAUUCAACCAGAAGAAAAAUCAUUUGAUAUAGCACGAACAUUACAUAAUAUUGGAAAUAUUUAUUUAGAACAAAAACAAAUAUCAAAAGCAUUAGGAUAUUAUGAACAAGCUUUAAAAAUGAAGCGUGCAGUACUUGUUGAUAAUCCUAAUCAUCCAUCAAUUGCAACAACAUUAACUGCUAUUGGAUCAAUUUAUAAGAAACGCGGAGAUUAUAAAAAAGCAUUAGAAUUAUUUCAACAAUCAUAUGACAUGAAAAAACUUACAUUAGCAGCAGAUCAUCCCUCACUCGGUGAUUCAUUAAAUAUUCUUGGAACUAUCUAUCAGGACAUGGAUGAUUAUGAGAAAGCACUAGAAUGUUAUAGAAGUGCAUUAAAAAUAAAACAGAAAACUUUACCACCGGUACAUCCAUCAAUAAGUGCUACCUUAAAUAAUAUGGGAGUUAUUUAUCGAAAAGAAGGAGAUUAUGAUAAAGCAUUGUACUAUUAUACUAAAGCACUUGAUAUCGAAAAAGCAACAUUAUCAUCGGAUUGUUUAGAUAUUGCUGAUACUUAUAAUAAUUUAUGUGUAGUUUAUUAUGAUCAAUCACGAUAUGAUGAAGCAUUAGAAAUGGCUAAAUUAAAAUUAAACAUAUUAAAGAAACAUUUUGAUGAUGAUGAUGAACAAGUUCAAAUAACAAAAAAUAUUAUUGAUGAUUUAAAUGAAGAUAUAACUAAACACUCUAACACAAAGAAACAUAAUACUGCUCCUGCUGAAGUAUUUUUUUGA